UACGCAGCGUCCAUCGAUAAGAACACUCCCACUCACCUCAGAAGUGAAAUCAGUUGUUAAAACUUUCAAUAUUAAUACAGUUAGAGAGUUUGAGCAAAGUGGUUCUGUUGAUAGUGGAAUAAAGUGUCUGUUAUACAAAGUGAGAGUGAUUUAAAAAAUCUCUUACAUAAUUAAGUAAUUAGUGUUGGAGGUUUCCUGUUUAUUUCAUACACUCGAUUAUUUUGUUUUAGUAUAAGAGAUAUGGAGCGUUGGUCCAACAAGGUAGCGGUAGUUACAGGAGCUAGUUCCGGUAUCGGGGCAGCCCUAAGCAUUCGACUAGCGGAAAAUGGGAUGACAGUUGUGGGUCUUGCCCGCAGGGCGCAUCUCAUUGAUGAGCUAAAUUCGGAAGUAACAGGAACGGGCAAAAUUCACUCUCGACAAUGUGACCUAUCCAAAGUUGAAGAAAUAAAGGCAGCUUUCGAAUGGGUGGAGAAUAAAUUCGGCGGUACAGAUGUCCUGGUGAACAAUGCUGGAAUAUUUAAAGGGGGGAAGAUAACGGAUGCAACUGAUGGUAAGCUGAGCGAUGAGCACAUACUGCUUACAAUGGAUGUCAACUACAAAGGAUUAGUCAUGUGCACUAGGGAAGCAGUGGGUUCGAUGAGGAAGCGUAAUUUUAAUGGUCACAUUAUAAAUAUUAACAGUGUGGCCGGUCAUUACAUACCCUUCCACUCAGAUUUUAAUAUAUAUUCGAGCACAAAGCACGCAGUCACUGCUUUCUCCGCUGCUCUGCUCAACGAGAUGGCCGACGCUAAGAGAAAAAUUAAAGUAACGAGCAUUUCACCCGGACUCGUGCGCACUGAAAUGACUAUCACUCACGAUCCUGAACAGCCAAUUUUAGAGCCUGGCGACAUAGCUGAUGCUAUUCUAUACGUCAUUUCAACACCUCCAAAUGUAAACAUCAGCGAGCUCGAAAUCCUAUCUGCAGCGGAGAAAAAAUUAUAAAUUAAAAAUAGGCGUCUUUCUAUUUCUUUAUUAUCAAGCCACUUUUAAUUAACCGGAUGAAGCGGAGAAGACAGAAGAUGCCGAUGUCGACGAGGCAAGGCCUAGGAUAGAAGUUCCGAAUUGAAAUAAU
Molecule: messenger RNA, 1111 nt
Organism: Pararge aegeria (speckled wood butterfly)
Lineage: Eukaryota; Metazoa; Arthropoda; Insecta; Lepidoptera; Nymphalidae
Product: farnesol dehydrogenase-like
Exons: 7
Coding region: 241-981 (246 amino acids)
Source: RefSeq, a predicted model, not a curated record